Messenger RNA from Microplitis mediator, 2660 nucleotides. Its product is annotated as protein bric-a-brac 1-like. Gene Ontology annotation, biological process: regulation of transcription by RNA polymerase II. Gene Ontology annotation, molecular function: protein binding. NCBI's taxonomy places the organism in Eukaryota, Metazoa, Arthropoda, Insecta, Hymenoptera, Braconidae. The record is from RefSeq and is a predicted model, not a curated record. Gene Ontology annotation, cellular component: nucleus. The transcript has 4 exons. Bases 327 to 1514 code for a protein of 395 amino acids.
UAAUUUUCCAAAAACCAAAAAAAUUAAUGAAUAAUUUGAUUAAAAUUAUUGAUAAUAUAAAAUUGUGAUUUUGUUUUUUUAUUGUUUGCAUUUGUCGGUUGAACAAACUUUAUGCGCACAAGUGAGUGCGCACAUCAUCCACCAGAAUAAUCACCAGUACCAGAAUUAACAACAACGACAUUUAAUAAUUAACUAACAAAAAUUAUUUUUCCUGUGAAUGUUGAUCUGCUGAUUCUAGAGUAAAAGACGCGUGUUGUCAUAAUCAAUAUCACACAAGUAAGUAAAUAAAAAAAAAAAUCGUCAAGUUGGAUCUAUCAUUUAAGAUCAUGGAGUCUGGAAACAGUUUACCCACGCCGGGUAAUUAUCCUGAUGGAGAUCGUCAACAGUUUUGUGUAUCUUGGAACUCACAUCAGUCGAAUAUGCACAAUGCGUUUCCAAAAUUACUAAGUUCCGAGCAGUUUGUUGAUGUUACAUUGGCCUGCGAUGGUGGAUCUAUCAAGUGUCACAAGGUAGUAUUGUCUGCCUGCAGUGAUUAUCUAGAGAGAUUAUUACUGGAAAUACCAUGCACGCAUCCCAUUAUUUUCUUACGGGAUAUGCGUAUGUGGGAGCUACAGGCUCUCGUUGAAUUCAUGUAUCGAGGAGAGGUUUAUGUUGAACAACAACAGCUUGCUAAAUUGAUGCAAGCUGCAGAUGUUCUUCAGAUACGUGGGUUGUCAAAUCAAGGCCGAGAUCUCAAUCAAGAAACUUCAACACCACCAAGUAUCUCAAGUACACAUUCAGAGCCAACUACUCCGAUUAAAAAAGUACCCCAAGCACCCCCCAGUAUGAAAGAUGUCAUGGAAGACGAGGAAGAUGAGGAAGAGGAUGAUGGACAAUUGCCAUCUGAUGACCCCAUAGCUUUUCUUGAAAAUUCUCCAAACGUCACAUUAAAUCCGAUAAACAAUACUUCUAUAACCGUAACUCCAACCGAUCCACCAGUCACAGAACCUUCUAAUUUUUUGACAAUCGAUCACACUGAAAAUAUUGAACACACCGAGGCACUUCAGCAUUUGGAAAAAGCACUGAGUUCCUGUGAAGCAACAAUGACUGAAACACCUGGUAUGGUUAAAAUGGAACCCGAUGAACAAUUUUUUCAACAGGACAAGCCCUAUUCAAUCAGUAUGGUACCAACGUCAAACAAUUGCAACACAACCAAUAAUAGUAACAGUAACAGUCCCUUUCCUGCUAUCGAAGGUUAUCAAAGACGACAACGACGCUCAGAAGCAGAGUUAAAGUUGGCAUCAGACAUGGUGGCCCGCGGCAAAACGUUUCAAGUAGCUUCUGAGAAAUACAACAUUCCGAUCAGCACGAUUCGCUUCUACAUGGUCCGAAAGGGGCUUUUGCAGAGGCGAAAACGGGGACGCGGCUCGACUAACAUAGGUGCGUCCAACAGUCAGCCUGGCAGCCCCGCGACUCCGCCAUUUCACAUGAUGAAUUACCGCUUGCCUGAGAGUUUAAAUUCAACUCUUCAGUAGUGGCUAACUUACGUGAAAGUGAAUAAUAAUGAUAAUAAUAAUAAUAAUAAUAAAAUGAUAAUAACUGCCGGUUGUUGUAUAUCCGGUAAAUCUAAUCAAUUUGGUAUCGUCGUGAGAAUAAUUAUUAUAAUAAUAAUAAUAAAAAUAAUUAUCAACUUCUUCCCUCAUAGUCGAUCAGCACCACAAAUAUAUCGGAGAUAAAUAUUCAUUUUUAUUAUUAUUAUUGUUAUAAUAUAUAUUAUUGUUUGAUUAAUUUGAUUAAAAAUCAUCAGUUUUGUUCUCGUUGUUGUUGGUGACAAUGAUGACGAUGACGGGCGAGAGAAUAACGAUGAUUCGGGUUUGCUUGUAACAGUCGUAGAGAUUUAAUUAAACAGACACACAACACGAUAUAAUAGUUGUGUUAAAAUAUGAUAAGAGAGUUGUAGCCAUCACCGUAAUACGACUCAAUCCCAAUUUAUAAUAGAAAAACAAUAAUAAGUUAAUGAUAAUACUUAUAAAUAUUGUAUCAUAUUGGAACUUAUUAUAUAAUCCGGCUGAUGUGAUGUAGUGAAAGACCCCUUUUUGGUUUUUAUUUCUUUGUUUUUUUUUUCUUUUUUUAUUUAAUUAGGAAUCUCUUGAAAUUGUUACAUACCGGGUGACAACUUUUAUUAUGAGAUUAUUCGUACUUGAGAUUUAUUUAAAUACAUUCCCAUGUGUGGCCUAUGUAAAAAAAAAAAGUUAUUAUUUGUCUUUUACUAUCAUCUAACGCUUAUCUCAAACGAAUAUUUAAUUACUUUGCAAAGUAUAUUUAUCAGUAAAAAAAAAAAAAAAAAAAAAAAAAAGAAAAAAGAAAAAAAAAUUAAAAUAAAAUAGCCGUGUGUAGACAAUAUUAUAUACCUUUUUACUGGUAAUAUUUAUCAGGAGUGAAUUGUUUGUUCGCAAAGACUCGCUUUUUUUUUUUUUCUUAAACAUACCCAGACCCUCCGAUGUAAAUCCGCGAUACUCAGAUAAAUAAUCAUGACGUAGUAAUAAAUGCUUUUACAUAUUAGUGUACAAAAAUGAAAAAAUAAAAAAAAAAUAAUAAAAUACUAAAAACAAAAAGAGAAAUGGACGAAAGAAAAUAAUAAACCAAGUAAAUACAUGUAGUCAUCGAGAUAACUAAUUGAG